This is a messenger RNA of Fukomys damarensis (Damara mole-rat), 1346 nucleotides long. It is a transcript of the gene Csf2ra, whose product is annotated as colony stimulating factor 2 receptor subunit alpha. The record is from RefSeq and is a predicted model, not a curated record. NCBI's taxonomy places the organism in Eukaryota, Metazoa, Chordata, Mammalia, Rodentia, Bathyergidae. The transcript is spliced from 7 exons. The annotation marks the transcript as partial.
UGUCCCCUGUACUCUGCGCACGCGGGGACCCACACCGGCUGCCACCUGCGGGACCUGUCGGCCCUGGGCUUCUGCAACUACUUUCUGCUGAACGGAACCAGCCCCGGGGCCGCCAUCCAGUUCAUGGAUUCCAUCUGGAACACGAAGCAAAUAGAGCGACUGAACCCGCCGGACAACGUCACCGUGCACUGCAACGCGUCGCACUGCCGCGCGAGGUGGAUGAGGCCGCGGACCUGGACCGUCCUGUCCUCCAUGGACUUCCUGUACGAAGUGGACGUGCAGAGAUGGCGCGCUGACCUCGGCAGCGGGACCCCUCUGGUCCAGGUGGCCGGCGAGGAGGAGUUCGGCUUCCCCAGCCCCCAGCCCCGCGCCCGGCAGGUGCUGCGCCUCCGGCUGGCGUGCACCGCCCCGCCCAGGGUUUUGAGCUCGGGCUGCUGGUCUCCCUGGGGCCGAGCUCCGCGCUCCAGCUCAGGGCUGGUUUGUGUGCGGCGCCUCCUUGGACUCUCGGGAGCCACCGGCCCGGUGCCAUCUCCGUGGCCCUGGCCACAGCACCCCGUUCUCCCCACAGGCUCUGACGCCCAGGACGCCCCAACCCUGCGCCUGUACGUCCUGGUGGUGCUGCUCACCCUCGUGUGCACCCUGCUCCUGGGCUUUCUCUUCACAAGGUUUAUUUGGAUCCACGGUCUGUGCCCCCCCGGGCCCAAGAUCAAAAUGAUGGAUGUGGAUAAAGUGAAUCAAGAGGUGCCCUGGGAGGACAACGCCCCGAGUGUUGAGAAAGGAGAGCAAGAGGAGGUGCUGACAGUGGAGGAGGUGUCGUGAGCCUGGCACAACCGGCGGCGGCGGCGGCGAGGAGCUUCCGUCUGCGCCACACACACUGCGGCGGGGGCGGGGCUUCGGGGCUUCGGUGUUCGCAGCGUUUGUGUUUUUUUUUAAAUAUUCUUUCGCAAAUGUGCCCGUGGCCUCCUGGACCCUGCUGUCGCCACAGCCCCGUCCUCUCUGGUUGUUUUUCUCUUUCUGCCUUGGAGCAGGGGCCUUGGACCGAGCGCCCGCAAACCCUGCUCCCCGAUCAACCCUCUGUCCUCACUGGUCGCCUUUCGUUGUUUUGUCUCCGUGACACCCGGCCGCCCGUCGUGUGUUCCGUGGCCGCUCAGGGAGGACCACAGGCGACCAGGGGUGCGGUGCCUGCCCUGUCGGCCUCCACCAACCAGAUGAUGUGGACGCACGGGGCCGGGGACGUUGUUUACUCAACCGCGCCGCAGAAGGGGCCGCGUCGUGCGGGCCGGGCAGCUGCAGGAGGGGACGGGGUCGAGGACAAAGCCCGUGUCGCUCGGCGAGGAGUCACAGGA